This is a messenger RNA of Penicillium waksmanii, 921 nucleotides long. RefSeq names its product velvet factor family protein. The coding region runs from base 1 to 921 and encodes 306 amino acids. The transcript has a single exon. Lineage: Eukaryota; Fungi; Ascomycota; Eurotiomycetes; Eurotiales; Aspergillaceae. The record is from RefSeq and is a predicted model, not a curated record.
AUGCCGAGCCCUGUAUACUCUGAGAAGAGCCCAGCCGCAUAUCCAUCAUUAGCGAGUACCUCGCAAGAACCAAAACCCGCACCCAGAAAUCCAGGCUAUAGCAUGCCCCACGGCUUCGACAAGCUUCUUCACCUCGAGCCCGAAUCAUCACCUCCUCCACCACCCCGCCGAACAUCUAUACAAUCCCGCUAUCACCUCCAUGUUCGCCAGCAGCCCAUCGCAGCCCGAGCCUGCGGUGCAGGAGACCGAGACCGUCGCCCUGUAGACCCACCCCCAAUAGUCCAAAUCCUCCUCACAGAUUUCGACCCAGGGUCUCAAGAUGACCGGGAUAUCCUCGAAGACCCACGAUUUACAGUGGGCUGUCUUCUCUUCCCCGUCUCCGAUUCCCCACCCUACCUCCCAAACACAGAUGAAGACGAAACCCCAGAAGGAGGCGGCGGAGACGGCGACGGCGUCGCCCGCGCAGACGAUACAUUUUCCACCCCACUCCUCUCCGGCAAAGCAUUCAUGUCCCCCUUCUUCGUGGACGAAGAUCCAGAUCCCAACUCCGCACCCACACACCCAUCUUCCGAUAAUCCGCACCGAGUCCCACCCCCCGACCUCUCGCAGCCCGAGAACCUCCGUAAUGCCUCGAAACUGCACCAGCCAGCGACAUUCUUCAUUUUCGCCGAUCUUUCAAUUCGCUCGGCGGGGCUUUAUCGUUUGCAGUUUCGGCUCAUGAAUUGGGGUUCCGUUGAGGAUACGGGUCAAUCAAUGCCUAUUCUUGCGGAGGCGUGGUCAGAUCCGUUUCGUGUAUAUCCUGCGAAGGAUUUCCCGGGGAUGCGGGAUUCGUCGAUUCUUGCGGAGGGAUUGAAGGAGUUGGGGUUUGUGGAGUUGAAGACUAGGGGUAAAGGGAAGGGAAAAGGUAGGAAGAGGUGGUGA